UGAAGAGAGUGUUUGUCAUUGACUGACAAGUUAUUGAGAUCGAGUUUGACUGAUUAGGCUCCCAUAAAGCACCUGAAAUGGUAACCGUUUGAAGAAGGCUUUAAAGAAGAUUUCUAGUCAAUGUGCACAGUUACCAACUUUGUAAAGAAUUCAUAAUCUGGAUGAAAAUUUCACUUAUCAUGCUCAGAAAGUGAAAUGAAAUAUGAUUGCGUGGAUUAUAGUUAAUUGCCUUUAAAAUUCGUGUUCAGAAUUAAAAUUAUUUGUGAAUAACUGGAUUGUCUGAGAGAGAUACAUACAUUUAUGGAACUUUCUUUGCCUGGAAAUUAGUUGGAUGUCUUAAGUGAAAGUUUUGUUUUAUAUAUAUAUAUAUAUACUUAUGUUUCAUAUCACUUUGAUGGGCUUUAACAAGUUUGGGAACAAACCGCUCCAUCAUAAUUUUGUGUGAAAUUCCAGUUGUGUGGUGUACAGAUAUAUAUAUAUUUUACGAUUCCAGUAAAAGUAAAUGACCUACAAUUUUUAUGUGAAUCAUACCACACAGCUAGGUAUAAGUAAGUUAUAAAAUUAAAGCCAUUUCUCAGAGGAGGUGUGUUUGCUGGGAAAAGAACGGCUAUAUUCCUUAAUGAAUUGUUCUAGUGGACCCACAGGUGUGUAAAACAGAAUACACAUCUUAUCUGUCAGAAGCAGCAAGUGACAGGGAAAACUUCCGACUCUUGUAAAGCGAAGGGAUUACUUUCCAAAAAGUGGGAUUUGUAAAACUUAGUUUUGGUCAAUUGGCUCUUUAGAAAGUGGUGGUAAACAUCUUGAUUUGUGGUAUUUUGGGUAGGCUCUCUAUAAUCUCGGCUCUGACUGACUUCGUGCGGUACACAGGAUUUUAAUAGGAGGGAUUAACAGAAGUCGUCAGCCAUUCAUUCUUCAAUUCAUUUGGAACGGUCCAUCAAAUGGCAGGAUAUUUAAAACGCGUGUGCCCUCAGUUUGAUUUAGAUCUAAUCUAUCAUGCAACAUGUGAUUAACUAAUUAGAUAUUUAAUCUGCAUCUUAAGAAAAUAUUUUUAAAGGAAUUGUGAAGGAUUGUUUUAAUACACAUAGUGUACGUUCCUAAGGCUCUCAUUGGAAGUCCUUGGAAAUAUAUUUUGCACGAAGAAAAAUUUUUCCGGAGAAAAACAGCAAGAUUCCAGAAGAUAAUUCUUUUAGUAGGAAUGCAGUUGAGGUGAAGCUGUCUUCACUUAGUGUACUAAUAGUUUGUGGAACUUUGAAGAGAGUGAAAGUGUCAAUAUACCUUUAACAAGUGUUUGAUUUCUCACCAUUUGUAACAAUGAGACAGACUAUACCGGUAAACCCAAACAGUGAGGAAAUGCCAUCUGUUGGUGUUUCAUUGACAGAACACCAAUACAACGAAGCACAGAAGCUGUAUAUACUGGGAGCUAAGCUGGAUAACUUCCGCACUAUUGGGCCUUGGCAUUCUGUAGAGGCCAAAUACUUGGAUAAUCUGUGUUACCGUCUUGCUUCUCCCACUCCGCGACCGUGCAGUCGGAAACACGACGAGGGAGCCUGGGCAGCCGAAGAUCAAGCCUUCAUGGAUUAUCCUCGACCCGUUUCCUCUAUCAAGAGUGCCCCACCAGGAAGUGGAAGAUCCAGGAUGUCACCCUCAGCAAAGAGUAAAUAUUCAGGGUAUUCUCUACCCACGGUGAGGGAAGGGCACAGACAGGGGAAGGAAGGAAAGAGAACUAACUCCAAAAUUUCCACGGAGGAUAUUGAUCGUAUUGUCUACAGAGUAACCAAACCCACUGUGGCCAGCAGGGGUGGCGUAGAUAUCGCGGAGAAGUAUGAGAAUAAGGAUUACGUGUAUGGAUCUAGAACUGUGUCUGAGGAGGAUCUGAAUCAUAUCGUGAAUCGAGUCACGCGUCCCACUGUCGCCAGCACUGGAGGGGCAGGGAAGCAGAGAAAAUACACAGACUUUGUCUACGGUGAUAAGAAAGUAAAUGGGGAUGAAUUCGAUAGCAUUAUUAAUCGGCUGACCAAGCACACAGUAGCUAGUCGAGGAGGGGUGGAUAUCGCUGACAAGAUGCCGGUAGAAUAUAAACCUCCCCCGAUCACCAAGACCAACCCAGUGGUCCCGGGGCUUAGAACGAAACAAGCUGCCCUGCUGAAAAAGAGAGUAAAUACGGAGGAACUGGACCAGAUUGUGAGCCGCCUGAAUGUUCUUACGCCUGCAUAUAAAGCUAAGUACAGUCCUAGUCCUCACGUCUGGAUAGAUGAUGCCAAAGUGGGGCCCGCCUUCCAGCGCCAGGUGAUGGUAUCCUAAGCCUGGUCUAGCAGGUCAAUUUUGGAUUUUCUAGCAACUUAGCAGAAGACACACAUUUUCAAAAAAGUUGAUUUUGAAAAAAAGUAUAGGGCACAAGCAUCAUCCACAACCAAAUUUAAUACAGAUAACACUUAUCCUACUACACAGAACACCAGCUGUGGACAACCUCCCUUGUGUGAGAAACUGUGAAAAGAAUGGCAUUUUCAUUGACUUUUGAAUGACUAAUGUUUAAGAACACUUGCUACAAACAAAAACUGAGAUGCAUGGGUUGACAUACAAUUUUUGGGUUCAUUCUGGUGUGGUGAUUGUUCCUCCCUAUAUAACUCUAUACAAAAUUUGUCAACAUGAUUGAGAAAUCAUGGGCAAAAAUUCAAUUCCAAAUGGUGAAAUUAAUUUCCUCCUACAUGUAUAAACAUGGAUUUAGUGUCCAUUUUCAUCAUUUUUUAUAAAAAAGAUUUGUUUGUAGCUCAUUGUCAUUAGAAUGUUGCAUGAUGAUGAUGUCACAGCUCUGUAAAACAGAUUUUAUUUGCUUUGAAGCAUUUGGUUUCUCAUACGUAAUAGCUUUUAAUUUUACCAGUCUGAUGAAGUCGGAGGAUAAAAUCUUGGUUUUGUGGGAUGUUUAAUGGGGAAAAAAUGCACCUUCUUUUAAAAACACACACCAUGAAUGCAAUAUUGUAUGUGACAAAGUGAUAUUACUAUACCAGUAAUAGUUUAUUCCACCAUCUGUUUUGGUUCUCAAAGUCAUUCUAAGAGUUGAGAGAUUUAAUGAGCACUCCCAUUUUGCAAUUAUCUGAGUGCCCUAGGUGCUUAUUAGGAGGAAUAUGAUAUGAAGAAGCAUGUAUUGGAUUACUUAGCUAAGAUGAAAGCAAUAUUUCGUGAUCAGAUGGACUUAUUCAUACUUUAUAAGUCGCUUUUCUUUUUAAUUUAACCCAUGUACGUGAUUCUGUGUAUGGAAUUUGCAAUUGUACCUUAGUCUGUAUAAAAUUUAAGUUCAGAUUGUCAAUAUAUGUAUACAAGUAUUAUCUUUAUUAACUUCUUCAUUAUGUAUCCUAUCUACAGCUUUAUAUGUAUUAUCUUUGAAAAAUAAAUGAUACCUGCAGAAA
Ostrea edulis (European flat oyster) is the source of this 3404-nucleotide messenger RNA. RefSeq lists its product as uncharacterized. The record is from RefSeq and is a predicted model, not a curated record. The transcript has 2 exons. Lineage: Eukaryota; Metazoa; Mollusca; Bivalvia; Ostreida; Ostreidae. Bases 1312 to 2301 code for a protein of 329 amino acids.